AUGCAAGCUGAGAUUAGUGCUCUUGAAGAGAAUAAUACCUGGAUCUUCACUACCUUACCAGAGGGUAAAAAACCAAUUGGGUGCAAAUGGGUGUUUAGAAUAAAACAUCAAGCUGAUGGAUCAAUUGAACGUUACAAGGCUCGAUUGGUUGCCAAGGCUUUGGUUGCUUGCAACAACUGGUACCUUCACCAACUAGAUGUAAACCAUGCUUUUCUACAUGGUGAUCUCCAUGAAGAAGUUUACAUGCUCCCUUCUCCUGGUUUUGCACCUUCUGCUUCUAAUCAAGUUUGCAAAUUACAAAAAUCACUCUACGGAUUGAAGCAAGCAAGCAGACAAUGGUUCUCUAAGCUCACAACUGCCUUACUUACCCUUGGAUACAUUCAAUCUUCUGCUGACUAUUCUUUGUUUGUGAAACGACAGCAAGAUACCUUUACAGUUCUUCUAGUAUAUGUUGAUGAUAUCAUCUUGACUGGUAAUUCACUCUCUGAAAUUACCAAAGUGAAGGCCUAUCUAGAUCAACAGUUUCGGAUUAAAGAUCUUGGAGAACUAAAGUACUUUCUUGGCCUGGAAGUUGCUCUAACUACUGCUGAAAUUCACCUCUCACAGAGGAAAUAUGCUUUGGAAAUCUUACAGGAUUCUGAAUUUAUGGAUUGUACACCUGCCAAGACUCCAUUAGCAUCUAAAUCAAAGCUUACUUCCGAUUCUGGUGCCCUCCUUCAUGAUGUUACUUCAUAUCGACAACUUGUAGGAAGGCUAAUCUAUUUGACAUUAGCACGGCCUGAUCUUGCCUUUGUCGUGCAACAAUUGAGCCAAUUCAUGGACAAACCUAUUGAUCAACAUUUGCAAGCUGCUCACCGUAUUCUUCGAUACUUGAAAGCUUGUCCUAGCAAUGGUUUGUUUUAUCGAUCUUCCUCUCCUCUUGAUCUUCGAGCAUUCAGUGAUUCAGAUUGGGCUGGAUGUCUCGAAUCUCGAUGUUUCAUCACCGAAUUCUGCAUCUUCUUGGGAAACUCACUAAUCAGUUGGAAAUCUAAGAAACAACCAACUGUCUCGCGUUCAUCAUCUGAGGCUGAGUAUAGAGCUUUAGCUUCCACUAUUGCCAAUAACCCCACUUUCCACGAACGCACCAAACACAUAGAAAUUGACUGUCACAUCGUCCGGGAAAAGGUAACCACUGGCAUUGUGCACCUGAUGCCUUGCAAAUCAAGUGAUCAACUCGCUGACCUCUUCACCAAGUCACUUGCUGCUCAACCAUUUUGUGACAUUGUUAGCAAACUGGAAACGCUUAAUAUCCAUUCUCCAGUUUGA
Gossypium raimondii (Peruvian cotton) is the source of this 1305-nucleotide messenger RNA. RefSeq lists its product as uncharacterized. The coding region runs from base 1 to 1305 and encodes 434 amino acids. Lineage: Eukaryota; Viridiplantae; Streptophyta; Magnoliopsida; Malvales; Malvaceae. The record is from RefSeq and is a predicted model, not a curated record. The transcript is spliced from 3 exons.